Molecule: messenger RNA, 4356 nt
Organism: Silurus meridionalis
Lineage: Eukaryota; Metazoa; Chordata; Actinopteri; Siluriformes; Siluridae
Product: Transmembrane protein 263-B-like
Exons: 3
Coding region: 132-530 (132 amino acids)
Source: RefSeq, a predicted model, not a curated record
UAGGUAGAAGAUCUUCGUGCAUAUUUUCGAGCAGUAGCCUGUGUUUAUUUCAUGUUAUAACUCCUGCUCGACCUCCAUUUUUUUUCUUUAUAGGCAAAAAAUAACGCUGAUUAUUACCUGUGACUUCAGUGAUGAAGGGCCUCAGAGCAGAGAGCGGCACCAUGGAAGUAACAGACGAGAGCGUUACAUCACCCGCCGAUCCAAACAGUGACGACCUCCCACCGUACCUGCGUGAAGAUCCACCGGAAGAUCUGGACAAGGACCAUCCAAAGAACGAAGGGGGCAUGGUCUGGAGAAUGACAGGCGGCCUCUUUAACCUGACCAAAGGAGCGGUGGGCGCUACCCUUGGUGGAGUGGCCUGGGUGGGCAGCAAAAGCUUCGAGCUGACCAAAACGGCCGUGACGAGCGUCCCAGCAGCCGGCGUGGGAUUGGUCAAAGGCAGCGUCUCCGUGGUAACCGGCGGAGUCGGGGCGGUCGGCUCAGCCGUGGCCAGUAAAGUCACGACGAAGAAGAAGGACAAAUCGGAUUAGCGCGGGUGCACACUCACUCCGAUGUUUCCGUUACUGUCUGAGCGGGUGUAAGGUCACCGUGUUGGGUUUAAGCGUUACCAAACAGUACAUGAUGCUGAUCGAGAUUAAAUUUCUGGACGAAGUUGCCCUCUUGUGCCUCGACAAACACGGUUAGCACUACACGCGGCAAAAAAGGGCAACUUCUGCAUUUACUGCUGGUGCGUGUUUAAUGAUCGGGCUCUCCCUCUGUUUGUCUGUUUUGUUUGUUUAGUUUUUGCUUUGCUGGUGUUCUAGCUGAGGGACAGGUUUGUUCUAUUUACACUUUUUUUAUGGGGUAAAAAAAAAAAAAACAGAUCCCUUAUAAGUUACACUUACAAUCCACAAGAUCAAAUGUGAAUAUACUAUGUGGCGUAUUUGUACGUUAGGAUCAAUCAGUGUGAGAUCAAGUAUUACCUUUUUUCCCGCUUUUUUCUUUCUUUCGUGAAAUUGUUUCAUAAUGAUUUACUAAAAGAAAACUAGAAGGGCACACACACAAUUACAGAUCCCAAGAUUUAAAAGCAUCUCGAUCAGGGGCCGUGUAUUAAUCACUUAGCUGAUCCUUUCCGUUCCACUUUCGCCGUCUCGAAUGUCCGUGUCAUUGUCUGAAUGAAGGAAUGUCGCGACAAUGGCAUUUCCUAAGAAUCCUGAACCGCACGAUACAAAUGCUGUGGGUUUUUUUUUUUAAAUGGGAUAUUUUUCUGUCAGAUCUGCAAUGAAUGAAUUAAUGAAUAAGGAGACGCAGGAUGUCAUUUAGAUGCUUUUUUCACUCAUUGACACUAAAAUUAUUCAUCUUCACACUGCAGGCAAAAAAAAGUACAUGGAAAUAGCACUGUGGUCUGGUCUCCUGGAUAUGAUAUUUAAUAGACAAGAAAUUGGGUAUGAGGGAUGCAUGGAUGAAUGGAUGAAUGGAUGGUUGGAUGGAUCGAGAAAUUGGGUGUGUGGAUAAAUAGAUGGAAGGCAGAAUGGAAAACUGGAUUGAUGGAUAAAAGGGUGGGUGGGUGGACAGUUGGUUUGAAUGGGAAUUGAAUGGGAAUGUGGCUGGAAUUUGGAAUUUGGUGGAUGGGUAAAACUAUGGAUGGAUGGAUGGAUGGAUGGAAAAAUGGAUGGAUAAAAAUUUAAGUGUAUAGAAAGAUGGAUGGACAUAAAUUUGGAUGGAUGGAUGGAUGGAUGGUUGAUGGUUGAUUGGGUGUGUGGAUGUAUAGAUGCAAGGUGGAAUGGAAAGAUGGAUUGAUAGAUAAAUGGAUGGGUGGGUGGAUAAUUGGUGGAAUGAGAAGGUGGCUGGAAUUUGGUGGAUGGGUAAAACUAUGGAUGGAUGGAUGGAUGGAUGGAUAAGAAUUUAAGUGUAUAGAAAGAUGGAUUGACAAGUAGAUGGAUGGAUAAAUGGAUGGAUGGAUGGAUGGAUGGAUGGAUGGAUGGAUGGAUGGAUGGAUGGACGUCGUCUCGAAUGUCCAUGUCUGACUGAAUGUUGUGACACAAUAACUAGUGAUAUUUUCUCUGUCAGAUCUGCACUGAAUGUAUGAAUAAGGAGACGCGGGAUGUCAUUUCGCCGCUUUUCAUCAGUCAUUAACACUAAAAGUACAUUUGAUUCUCGACAAUCGUCUUGAUUUUUUUUUCUCGUUGGGCAGCACUUACAUGGGAUAGUUAGCCAAUAAAAAAAAAAAAUUGAGUGAGGACCUUACGAUAUACCAUUUAUAUAAUAUUCUCCUGUUAUAUGAAAAAGCGUUAUGCCUCGCACAUCUAUAGUUAACUCCGCAAGUGUGUACCAGAUACAAUCCUUUCAUUACAAUAACAAAUCCAAAUGUCUUUUCAGUGUUCCGCGUUGCAGUCAGGAGUCACAACGGUACAUUUACGAGUGGCUGUUUACACGUCCAGAGCCCACGCUUACACAAUGCGUUUCAACUGAGAUCUUAUACUAUAGGUACAUCUGACUGGAAUAUUAAUUAGCUCGGACAGAUGCUGGAAAAUUUCCAAAAUAUUGACUACGAGGGAAAUGUGAGUGAACAGAGUACAGGGUAACGUAGUCACCUCAUGUUUAGACACUUUGUCGAGCAAAAAACAUCACACUUUUAUUCUCCACAGUCUGUAUUAAUGCAUGUCAGUUGCCAGUUUUGAGUCUUGGUUUACUCGGUCGUUGGCGAAGAACUGCAUUAUAUGGACAAAAGUUCGUAGACGCCUAGGCCAUAAGAUUCCUGUGCUGUUUUUUUGGACAUCAAUCUGCACAUUUAUCCCCAUUUUUCGUCCACUCUUCUGGGACAACGCUCCACUAGAGUUUGGAGUGUGCUUGUGGAGAUUUGUGCUCAUUCAGCCACAAGGGUGUUAGUAAAAAAAAAGGGUGCUUGGUGGUUAAGUUGUUGGACUUCUGAUCAGAAAGUUGUAAGGUCAAAUCCCAUUACCACUAAGCUUGCUCAUUUGUGUGAAAUGAGAUUUUAAGUCACUCUGCGUAAGGGCUUCUGCCAAAUACUGUAAAUGAAGCAAAGUCAGAUACUGAUGUAGGGUGAGGUGAGGAGGCCUGGGGUGUUCAAAUUCAUUCCAGAGGUUUUCAAUACGGUUGGAGCUCUAUAGCUGACCACUCAAGAUUUUCCAUUCCAAACGAUGCAAACUGUUUCCUAAUGGAUCUUGCUUUGAGCACUGGUGCAUUAGCAUGCAGGUUUAGGUCUCCUAGGUUUGGAUCUCCUAGUUCAAGUGAAGAAAACGUUUAAUACUGCCACAUCCAAAGACUGUGUGUCCAACACAUCCAAAAGUUUGAGGAAGAACCUUUACAUGGCAGGAAAAGUCAAGUGUCCCAAUUCUUUUGUCCGUAUAGAGUAUCACUCGUCUGAUGGACUUGAUGAUUUUUGUACUUUUUCUCCCUUGUCUUUUGGGGGGCCGUAAACUGAGAUCUAUCGAAACCGCAGGCCAAAUACUUAUCUGUAAAGAGAGAUAUACAACCUAAAGACUAAACUACUACUGCUGGGCCCCUGAGCAAGGCCCUUAACCCAACCUUAAUUGCAUCUGGCCUUAUUUGUAAGGAUAAAAGCGCCAACCGUAAGAAGAAUAAAUCGUCAACGUGCAACGAGAGCCCGAAGCUUACAGAUUUAGUUUUGGGUUGCAAUUCAUAAAUGAAAUCCCCAUUGCAUUCACAUGCCUUUAUUUCUGACAGGAAAUGAGCUCAGUAUCAUAUCGCCUUACAAAACAACUAUAUUUAAGCAAGAGAAUCCUUUCUGUUCUGCAUAUGUGUAUCUCUACCUAUUAAUAAUGCUGUGUUGAAUUUUGUGUUACGUUUGAUUUAAUCUGCCAGGUUUACACGAGACCACGAGGUCACAUUUACUUGGGUUGUCGCUCACUUUUUGGGCAGUUUAUUUUGGGAUUCUUAGUCGAUUAGCUGUAAGCUUGGAUCCCCAUAAUGCAUUGAACUGGAACAGUAAUCAGGUAGAUCAUGUGGAAUGAGAUGUGGGUACAGUAUACUGUAUGGAAAUUGUCCUGUCGUGAAGGUUAGGAAAUUUCAGCCACAAAUCCAGUACCUGCCCAGUUUUUUUUUUUCCCUAUCCAUUGUAGUUUACAUACAACUUUUUUCUAGUUUCUCCUCUGUUGUGUCUUUCCAUACCCUUAUUCAUCGCAGUUAGCUUCUAAUGACUGCGCUGCAUGCUUCGCCGUGCUGUCUUCUCAUCUUUAUUUAUCCAUUUCCCAUUUCACUGAGAGACCCCGUUGUUUCGGGGGCCCUGGUACUCGAAACUGAACUAUAGGAAAGUAGUUUUUUUGUCUAUUAUAGAACUAUUUUUGCUAAAUUGAUGCUGUAUUCUACAAUUAAAGCAAUUCUGUAUUUUAAGGA